This is a messenger RNA of Cinclus cinclus, 2545 nucleotides long. RefSeq names its product spermine synthase (gene SMS). Gene Ontology annotation, biological process: spermine biosynthetic process. The record is from RefSeq and is a predicted model, not a curated record. NCBI's taxonomy places the organism in Eukaryota, Metazoa, Chordata, Aves, Passeriformes, Cinclidae. Gene Ontology annotation, molecular function: spermine synthase activity.
AUGGUCAAUAGUAGUUGUAGUAAAAAUACUCUCACUACAUCCAUAGUAUAUAACCAUUUUUGCUCAGGUGUGAAAACAGAUUUAAGGAAGUUGUUUGGAUACCAUGCACUGAGAAAUUUGUGGGGAGAUAAGGAUGGACAGAAGAGAAGAUACAUGAAGUGUUCAAAUGCUGAUUGUAAUGCCAUUCUUAAAGCUCUACAGCCCAUUUUUCAGGAGCAGGGAAUGACAGAAACAGUUCAUAACUGGGAAGACCAUGGUUAUUUAGUAACCUAUAUUAAAAAAAAUGGCAGUUUUGCCAAUUUGAGAAUUCACCCACAUGGGCUGGUGUUGGUGGAUCUGCAGAGCUACAGUGAUCACAUGAAAGGAAGAGAAGAAGUUGAUCAGCUUCUAAACAAAGUGGAAGAAAGAAUGAAAGAAUUGUUUCAUGGUAACAUAAAAAGGGUGAAACGGUUGCCAGCCAUUUUGAGAGGCGGUGUCAUUGAUAGAUACUGGCCCACAGCUGAUGGGCGCCUGGUGGAGUAUGACAUAGAUGAAGUUGUUUAUGAUGAAGAUUCACCUUUUCAAAAUAUUAAAAUUCUGCAUUCCAAACAAUUUGGGAAUAUUCUUAUUCUCAGUGGGGAUGUUAAUCUGGCAGAAAGUGACCUGGCAUAUACUCAAGCCAUAAUGGGCAGUGGAAAGGAAGAUUACACUGGGAAAGAAGUGCUAAUCCUAGGAGGUGGUGAUGGAGGUAUACUGUAUGAAAUAGUCAAACUGAAGCCAAAGAUGGUUACUAUGGUAGAGAUUGACCAAAUGGUGAUUGACGGGUGUAAAAAACACAUGCGUAAAACGUGCGGAGAUGUCCUAGACAAUCUGAAAGGAGAGUGCUACCAGGUUCUGAUUGAAGACUGUAUUCCUGUACUGAAGAGGUAUGCCAAAGAAGGGAGAAUGUUUGAUUAUGUAAUUAAUGAUCUGACAGCUGUUCCAAUUUCCACAUCUCCAGAAGAAGAUUCCACAUGGGAAUUUCUACGGUUGAUUCUUGACCUCUCAAUGAAAGUCCUGAAACAAGAUGGAAAAUACUUUACACAGGGAAACUGUAUCAAUCUGACCGAUGCCUUGACUCUGUAUGAAGAACAGCUUAGCAGGCUUUAUUGUCCUGUGGAGUUUUCAAAAGAAACUGUGUGUGUUCCUUCCUACAUGGAAUUAUGGGUAUUCUACACAAUUUGGAAGAAACAGACCGACAUCUGAACAUCAAGAUUAUUUGAGAUUAUCAUAAAUGUACAUGCUGCAUGGAGUGUAUAGGUCUGCCACAUGCUGCAUAUUGGCAUCUUGAACCUUUAAAUUAUAUGCUGUAGAUGAUCCUGAAACUUAGUCAUGCUAUUGAUUGUGAAUUCUUUAAAUGUUUUUUUAUUAUUAUUUUAAUUUAAAAGCAAAUGGAAAAUGUAUAUUUUGAUGAGCUAGGGUGUUAUUUUUGAAGGUCAACUUAAAGAUGAAUAAGCAGCGAAACUAUUUAGCUGCUGACUGCACUGAACCUUUAGAAUGUGAUCCUUUUUAUUUUUUUGUAGAUCUCCACAAACUGGUUGAUUAAAGAAGACAUCUUUAGCAUUUCAUCCCUGAAGGGUGGUCCAUGGAGUUUUAGUUGUUUUUGUUUUUCCAACAGAUUGUUCAUUUAUGGUGCUUUUUACAAAGGGGAAGAGGGUUUUUUUGUAGUUUCGGGGGUUUUUUUAAUGAACACUGCAGUGCUUCCCUAUAGAGAAGGGCACAGCUAAAAAGAAAAAAUCCUGUGAGAUAUUACCCCAAGUCCUUUGUUGCAAAGGGAAGAAAGCCAGUCUUAAAUUUUUAUUUAACCUAGUUUCAUUCAUCAUUGCUGUAAUGUCUGCUGCAGAAGAAUCUUUGGUCUUUUACCUCCUGGAUUUUUUCAGUUGCUGGCAUAUUGAUUAUUUGGAUUCUGAUAGGAAUUUGGCAAUAGCUUUGUACUGAAGCACGAAGAUCAAGGCUGGGUUUUCAUUCCACCACACUGCAAGAAAUAGAGUGUAAUGAGGUUCACGUGGGCGUAUCUUCUCCCCAACCUUAUGGGAAGCACUAGAUUUUUGAAGUAAAGGUUGUCUUUGAGGAUGAAGUAAUGUGGGUGUGAUGUUAUCUAUCUUUGUGCACCUGUACUGAAUGUUUUGAAGCAAGUGUAUGUGUGCUUCAGUAGGGUUAGUCAUGGUUGUAUUGCCACAGAUGGCCCAUAUUGUGUGAAGCUCCUGCUCAGUUAAAUUCACUUGCAGUGUAAAAAUCAGUAGAAGCUGGGGUGCGUUGUAGUUCUGUUCUGAAAGAUGCAUUUUUCUUUAGCAGUUCCUCGUGCUUUCAAAAAUUAUGUUUGUCAGAGUUUAUGUAUCAACUAAAAUAUUUGUUUAAAAAUGCCACUUGGAAGGAGGUAGCAAGGAUAUGACCAGUAUAUGCAUCUUUUACUGUUCCAGGGUAGAAUACCAAGUGUACUAUUUCCCUAAACACUCUGAUCCUGAACAAUGAUGUUUCAUUCAACAUCCUUAUCGACAUUUUUUUUUGUUUUAUUGGAGAGAGUUGU